Medicago truncatula (barrel medic) is the source of this 1959-nucleotide messenger RNA. RefSeq names its product protein JINGUBANG. NCBI's taxonomy places the organism in Eukaryota, Viridiplantae, Streptophyta, Magnoliopsida, Fabales, Fabaceae. The record is from RefSeq and is a predicted model, not a curated record. The transcript has 2 exons. Gene Ontology annotation, molecular function: protein binding. Bases 267 to 1679 code for a protein of 470 amino acids.
UUAUACAUUUUUAUAUGCUCUCUCUCUUUCCUCUCUCCCGCUCAACUUAACAGCUUCCUUUCCCAUUUCUUUAGCCCAACCAAUCAAUCAAAGUCUUCAUUUAGUUUUCCUUCUUUUCUUUCUUUCUUUUUUCUUUUCUUUAUUCUUUUGUUUGCAUUAUUUUCCGGUGGUUGCGCUGUUUUUUGGUGUCUGAAUCGGUGAAAGAGUAACAAACAAACAAACAAACAUCUUGAAUGAUAGUGAGAUAAGAGAGAAAAGAGGACAUCAUGUUUGGCAGCAGCAGAAAUAGCAGCAGCAAUGGCAGCAGCAACAACAACAAUAACAUUCCUCGUCCACAGUUUAUGCAAUCCGAACCCCGAUUUUCCACAACAGAAGCCUAUACUGACGAUGACUAUGCCAUGCGUAGCAGCAGCGCCGCCUCCCCCAUGAGCCCUUACUACUACGACCCUGGAAGAUUAAGUGGUGAGGGCUCACCAAUGAUGAUGUCACCAUGGAAUCAAACAACAAAUUCACCAUUCUCAAAGCCACAAUGGUCACAACAUGAAGACACGCCUCCACAGAAUUCACUAAUUGGUUCACUGGUCCGCGAAGAGGGUCACAUUUAUUCUUUAGCCGCAUCCGGUGACUUAUUAUACACCGGCUCAGACAGCAAGAACAUUCGUGUGUGGAAGAAUCUUCAAGAAUAUUGCGGAUUCAAAUCCAACAGUGGACUGGUGAAAGCAAUCAUAAUAUCCGGUCAAAAGAUCUUCACUGGUCACCAAGACGGUAAAAUCCGUGUUUGGAAAGUCUCUCUCAAGAACCCUAGCGUUCACAAACGUGCUGGAACAUUACCAACACUCAAAGACAUCUUCAAAAGCUCAAUUAAACCAAGCAAUUAUGUCGAGGUUAGAAAACACCGAACUGCAUUAUGGAUCAAACAUUCGGAUGCAGUUUCAUGCCUAAGUCUUUCUCCAGACAAAACCUACCUCUACUCUGCUUCAUGGGACAGAACCGUCAAAGUUUGGAGAAUCGCCGAUUCAAAGUGCUUGGAAUCCAUUACUUCCCAUGAGGAUGCAGUUAACGCCGUCGUUUGUGGAAACGACGGAAUUGUUUUCUCUGGUUCAGCAGACGGAACAGUUAAAGUGUGGCGAAGAGAACCACGUGGUAAAGCAACAAAACAUGUAAUGGUUAAACAACUUUUAAAACAAGAAUGUGCAGUAACUGCUUUAGCAAUUGACAGCACAGGUUCAAUGGUUUAUUGUGGUGCUUCUGAUGGAUUGGUUAACUUUUGGGAACGUGAUAAGCAAUUUGAACAUGGUGGAGUCCUCAAGGGUCAUAAGCUUGCAGUUUUGUGUUUAGCUUCUGCUGGGAAUUUGGUUUUUAGUGGUUCAGCUGAUAAAACUAUAUGUGUGUGGAAAAGAGACGGUGUUAUUCACACGUGUAUGUCUGUUUUAACGGGACAUGAUGGUCCCGUUAAAUGUUUAGCAGUGGAGCAGGAUCGCGAAUCUGAUGCUAGAGGCGAUCAACGGUGGAUAUUGUAUAGUGGGAGUUUGGAUAAAUCGGUUAAGGUUUGGAGUGUUUCGGAGAGUAUGCAGGUACAGCACCGUAUGACUUCUAUGACUUCUGAAGGGGACUCGAUACCUUCGGAAUCCGAUAGCAGUUACUCCUCAAGUCGGCCCAGUCUUAAUAAGAGAAACUAAUUAUUUGGGCCUUGUUUAUCUGGUCCAAUUUGAUGCUACUGCCACGUCUCCUUGUGAGAUGAUUGUGUUGUUGUUUCUCUUUUUAAUAUGUAUGUAUGUAAUGUAUGUGUAAUUUUUUGUUUGUUAAUUAAUUGACUUUGAUUGAUGGUUUUUGUAAAGCUGGGACAGGCAAGUUGGAAGAUUAUGAUCUUUAUUUAUGUAAUAUAAUCUGUGUAAGAAUAUAUUUGAAUACUAUAUGUUGGGUUGUGUGUGAGUGGAAUGUGAGAUUUAAUUCCAGAUA